UGGAACUACUCUAGGUCCCGCCCCAGCGAGCACUUCCGGCUCAGCGGAACUCGGGGCGCUGGCCUAGGUUGCCCGCGUAUUCCGCCGGUGGUCAAGACCCCAUGAGCGCGGCGCCCCUGGUGGGCUACAGCAGCAGCGGCUCCGAGGAUGAAACCGAGGCCUCCGCCGCAGGGCGGAGCAAGCCCGGGUCGGGGGGCCGCCGUUGUGGUCAGAGCUCCCUUCCCACUCAGAGGUUCCCGGUACCUGACAGUGUGGUGAGCAUGUUCUCUAACACAGAGGAGGGGCCUGAGGACGACAGUGAAAAGCAUGGGGGCCGCAUCCGCACCUUUCCCCACGAGCGGGGCAACUGGGCCACGCACAUCUACAUUCCGUAUGAGGCGAAGGAAGAGUUCCUGGAUCUGCUUGACACGUUGCUGCCCCGAGCUCAGACAUUCGUGCCCCGAUUGGUGCGGAUGGAGGAGUUCCACCUCAGCCUGUCCCAGAGCGUGGUUCUCCGACACCACUGGAUCCUCCCCUUUGUGCAGACGCUCAAAGACCACAUGGCCUCUUUCCAAAGGUUCUUCUUCACUGCCGGCCAGGUGAAGAUUUAUACCAACCAGGAAAAAACCAGGACCUUCAUUGGGCUUGAGGUCAGUUCAGGGCAUGCCCAGUUCCUGGCCCUGGUCUCAGAGGUGGACAGAGUCAUGGAAGAAUUUGGCCUCACUACCUUCUACCAGGACCCUUCAUUUCAUGUCAGUCUGGCCUGGUGUGUGGGUGAUGCUCGUCUCCAGCUGGAGGGACAGUGCCUGCAGGAACUACAGUGAUUGCAGAUCCUGGAGUCUUCAUGACCUGGAACCCUCUCAGUAUUGCCCAGUUUCCUGGACUGGUGUUGUUUGUGGUGCCUGUGGGUCCGAUUCCCCUUAACGUGGCUGUCACCUCCCUGCUGCUGACUGAAGGAAAUCGUGGAUGAAUUUGAAGACUCUGAGGUGCUGUUGCGUGUGCUGGCUGAGCAGGUCCGCUGCAAGUCUGGGAACAAAUUUUUCUCGAUGCCUUUGAAGUAAACCUUGUCCCAUGCCGCUCUAUAGACCAGCUGAGAUGGAGGAGCCUGCUGCCAUCUGUGGGAUGCCCCCCACAAGAAGUCCUAAUCACACACUGAGCACUGUUCUGGUGGGCUCCACUCCCGGGUCUGCUGCUGUGGUGUAGUCAUUUCCAGAAAUCACCAGUAGAGGGCAGCCGGACCUCUAAUUCUUCUCUUCCUCUAGGAAAAGCAAAUGAGCCCUGCUCGGGAGCCCACCCACCCUCAGUGGAGUCCCCACAGAGGUCUCUCCACUGAUGUGACCUAUAUUGAUGCCACUGGCCAUCACACCAGUUCUUAAAGUCAUUGUGCCGUGACUCACCGCUGUCAAACUGGGGCUUCAGUGAGCCUGUGACCCUCCUUGUAAUCUCCUUUAUUUAUCCCUUUUUCCCCUCAUCCCAUCCUGUGCCAGCAGAGGUCAUUUCAGGGCCAGGGCACAGGGCGCUCAUUUGUGGUCAGCAGCUCUCUUCAUUCCACCCUCCCACUUACCCAGCCAGGUGCCUGGGGAGAGCCCAGCAGAUGUUUCAUGUUGGCCUGGAUAUGGCUGCCAGCCAGGCCUCCACCACCUAUGACCCCUGGUUUCCCCCAUCAGCUUUCCCAAAGAAGCAUAGAGGCACCUUUCCUCUAGGCAAAAUACUCCUGCCCCUGUGGCUGAGCAUUCUUCAGGGGUGGGGGCGGGUGGGAGGUGGAGAGGCCGGGGAGGCACAGGAGAUUUUAUUUUCCAUCAAGCUCUUAUCAGGGCAAAGAACCAAUCUUCUCCAGUUGUCAUAGUGAUGGAUGAAGAAAUAUUUUUUUACAGUUUUAAAUUAUGUUUAACAAAUAAAAAUCUGUCUUUUUAA
Messenger RNA from Mesocricetus auratus (golden hamster), 1893 nucleotides. RefSeq names its product U6 snRNA biogenesis phosphodiesterase 1 (gene Usb1). The record is from RefSeq and is a predicted model, not a curated record. NCBI's taxonomy places the organism in Eukaryota, Metazoa, Chordata, Mammalia, Rodentia, Cricetidae. The transcript has 7 exons. Gene Ontology annotation, molecular function: 3'-5'-RNA exonuclease activity. Bases 102 to 803 code for a protein of 233 amino acids. Gene Ontology annotation, biological process: U6 snRNA 3'-end processing. Gene Ontology annotation, cellular component: nucleus.